Molecule: messenger RNA, 4278 nt
Organism: Megalopta genalis
Lineage: Eukaryota; Metazoa; Arthropoda; Insecta; Hymenoptera; Halictidae
Product: glucose dehydrogenase [FAD, quinone]
Molecular function (GO): oxidoreductase activity, acting on CH-OH group of donors; flavin adenine dinucleotide binding
Source: RefSeq, a predicted model, not a curated record
UCCUCGUCACUUUUCGCUGGUCGGCCCGGCCGUGGAGUCGAGCGCGCGGCCGCGUGUCGAGUUGCUCUCGCUUAGAACUCGCUUUUCCCUAUCUAAACACGUUUUAUCACGUCGCUUAUUAUUAUUAUUGUUAUUAUUAUUGUUAUUACUAUUAUUAUUAUUAUUAUCAUCGCCGGUGCGCCGAGAAAUUUCCCGAGAUAACAAUCCACGCGGAUCGAUCCUAAAAACCGAUGUAACGUCGCGAAGCAGUUCCGCGCGCGAACAUUCGAAGAACCCUCUCGCAGAGAGAUUCCGUGAUCUGUGACGAAGGGGUGAGUGAUCGAAGAGAUGAUCGAGGAAGAGACAUGGUGAAUUUAUACGGACAUUGCUCUGCUCGGUGACACUGGCCCCUAAUUGGAUAAAAUGCGAGUGUGUAUCUUGUUCUUCAGCUUGGUGCAAUUGGUGUUUGCGUUUCAGCACCCGUUCACGUUCCCACCUGGCCAGUUGGACACCAAUAACGAAACAGCAGGAUGUUGUUCCUGCACUUUCAAAGACUCGUUCUACAUGGACGCGAAAUGUGGCGCGACGACUCCAUUUAUGAAUCUGAUACAAAAAGUGAUGGUAUCUAGAUGCGAUAUCUCAAGUCCUUGUUCCAGGCUUGGAAAGGAAACGGUGCCUCAAGAAUGGUUCGACUUUAUUAUAGUUGGUGCCGGUAUAGCCGGCCCAAUAAUCGCCAGGAGAUUGAGCGACAAUCCUUGGUGGAAGGUGUUGCUCAUCGAAGCAGGACCAGAGGAGCCGACGAUGACUGCUAUACCAGGCCUGGCGUUCCAUGCAAUAAAUUCGACUCUAGACUGGAAAUUGAAAACCGAGCCUACGGAGCCCCACCCGACUGCUUGUUUAGAAACGUUCGGUGUGUGCUCCUGGCCACGCGGGAAGAUGGUGUCCGGUACCGGGGGUCUUCACGGGAUGAUGUACGUUCGAGGACACCCGGAAGUCUACAACAGCUGGGCAAGGAACGGCGCCUUGGGCUGGUCCUACGACGAAAUUACGCACUACUUCGAACGCGCCGAGAACCCCACCGAGGAAUCGAUGCUCUCCGGCAAACGUAGAACAGUCCCAGUCCCGGGACCAAUGAAGAUAGAAUACUUUAGAGAGAAGCCCGCGUUCGCCGACGAGCUCCUGAAGGCCGCUGAUGAGUUAGGCUAUAGGACGUCCAAGUUGAAAGAGUAUACGCAAACAGGGUUCAUGGUGGCCCCUAUGACGACGCAAAACGGGAUGCGAGGAACAACUUCUAGAAACUACCUGAGGCCAGUUCAUGGCAGGAGGAACUUGAAAGUUUUGAUCAACGCGCACGUGACGAGGGUUCUGCUGAACCAGUGGCAGAGCAAGGCUUACGGCGUCGAGCUGGUGGACAAAGAUGGCUACCGGAGGAUCGUCAAGGCCAACAAAGAAGUCAUAUUGACUGCUGGAGCUAUAGGCUCCCCGCAUAUACUCCUGAACUCGGGGAUUGGACCAAAAGAUGACCUCACAAAAUUGGGUUUGAACGUCAUCAAGGACCUCCCUGUGGGCAGGAACCUGCACAAUCACGUCUCUAUCGGCGUCCCUUACAGCAUCAAGGACACUGCCUACGAAGCUAUGACCAUGGACAGCGUCAACGAAUACUUGGAGACUCGUAGUGGCUCCCUAACUAACACCGGACUGACCCAAGUGACAGCGUUCCUCGAAAGCAGCUAUGCUGUUAAUGGUGUUCCCGACGUGCAGGUGUUCUUCGACGGGUUUUCUCCCAAGUGUCCGAGGACUGGGCUACCGUUCGAGUGCUUGAACGGAGCGCUGGCUUUGUGCUCGGACAGGAGAGAGAUUGUGAUGAGACCCACCGCAGUAACUGUUGCCAGUAAAGGAUAUUUGAAGCUGAGGUCUGGAGAUCCUAUGGUGCCGCCGCUUAUUUAUCCGAAUUAUUUCACUGAUCCGAAAGACAUAAAGGUCUUGAUCGAGGGCAUUAAGAAGUCGAACGAGCUCGUCAACACCCAAGCCAUGAAGAACUGGGAUUUGAGGAUGGAGCCUGUGGUUCAUUCGCUUUGCACUGACUACCAUUUCGCCAGCGACGCAUACUGGGAAUGCUACAUAAGAGCUGCCACAGGUCCCGAGAACCACCAAGCAGGCUCUUGUAAAAUGGGCGGCUACAACGAUCCGUCAGCAGUGGUGGACCCAGAACUUCGUGUCCGUGGUGUGACGAACAUUAGGGUCGCCGAUGCUUCAGUGUUCCCAAUUGUGCCAAACAGUAACCCGAUCGCUGCCAUCAUGAUGACAGCCGAGAAAGCUGCUGACAUGAUCAGGCACACGUGGGUGAAAUCGUGAACCUCGACAGUCCGAUUUUUAGGACAACGUAGAAUGAAAACUAUUAUUUUGAAAUGUGACAAUAACUUUAUUUAAGAUUAUUUUAAUUCUCACGAGAUAGGUUCGUCUUAAAAUAUUAGACCACGGACAUUUAUGCGCCCUUCACUCCUGAACAUCGCCGAACACACAGUCAAACAUAAUCAAACGUUCAAUCAAAUUCCAUACAUUUACAUGCCAAUGCAAAGAAGCUGCAUAAAUGUUAGUGAUCUAAUGGUUAUUGCUUUUAACGUGUUGUUAGUACACAAAAAGUGAAGAUUUUUAUUGUACGGCUCAGUGAGCCUUCUCGACAGAAUGCGUGUUACAUUGGGUGUUCUCCGUCGUCUAGGAGUGUGUUCAAAAUGUGUGACUGUUACAGUUUUGAUGGUCAGUUUACAUUUAACCGUUUAGCUAUUCGAUCAAGGUCGCCGUCAAGAUCGUUUCAACGUCAUAAUUUAGUAAACUAUUUCAUAAAUGUUGCAAAGUACAAGAGAGAAUGAAAAUUGCAAAUAGAUUUUUGUACGCGGUUUACAGAAAAUUUUUUAGUCGAAUCUCACGAUCGUUUUUAGCGAUAAUCACUGGUGCCACAUACAAUAUUUUCAUUCUAACACAAAUUUGAUUUUGUUUAAUGUUAAAUUAUUAUUGUACAGCGGAAUCGAAUCGGAAUAAAAACUAAAUGCGUUAAAAAUAAAAAGAAAACAAUAAGUUUGCUUAGAAUAUUUGUACGACCUUCAACGUCCUUUAAAUAACUGCCAUGACCAAAAAUGAAUGAAACGAUUAUCAAAGUCACGUGAAGUUUAUGACAUACGGGUUGUUCAAUUUGUCUCAACCUCGGUUAACACGUGACGAUGAUAAAAAGUACAUUGAUUGUUUGAAACAGUGUCGCUGACCUUGGACGUUUAAAAAUAAACGAUCUUGAGAACAAUUUUCUGUUUAUUAUAAUAAUAUUUUAUAGUUAAUAUUAUAUUUUAUAAUUUAUUAAUUAUAAUGCGUCUAUCGUAAAUAUUAAGCGAGAUGUUGAAGGUGAUCGAGUUUGGAUCGGGCACCCGGCAUAUUGUAUACAGCAUUAUCAAAUCAUUAAACGCGGGAACUAUUCCAUACAAUCGCAUUUUAUCUGUGAAUUAUACUUGUUGAAAUACAUUGUACAUGCAUUUUAUAUAUUAAUACAUAUUUGACUGUUAAAUAUUCGAUAAUUAAAAAUUAAUUAUUAAAUGUUUAUCGAUAUAUAAAUAGUUCCGCUGUUGCAUUUUUGCAAAACUGAAAAGAUCGAAUAAUAUGGUUAGAAAACAGAGAAGACGAAGUUCUUAGAAUGAGUUAAUAAAAUUACAAAAUACAAUAAAUUCUCCCUAAUUGACGCUCAGAUUGUACACAAAAAUUUACAAUUAGGGAAGCCGCAAGGCUCGAAUAAUUGUAUCUUAUCUUCAAUGACAUACAACAGUACCAAAUAGCAAUAUUCAAAUUGUAUUGUCUGACAAUUUUUGCAGUCAAUUGUGUCAAACUAAUAAUUUUCACAUUGAUCAGUAAUUAGCAAAAAGAUCAUUGUCGAGUAUAACUACAAUUAAAUGUUAUGAAUUCUAUAUCGUGGAUUUGGUGGAACAAAAUUGCCACGAAAUUAAUGUUGACAUUGACUUUGAUCUUGAUCUUGACUUUGACCUUGAAAAAUCAGCGUAAAUUCUUCUGCUUGUAUUGUAGUCUACACAAAAAUCUCAGAAAAAUUUAAUGGUAUAAAAUGAUAGGUAUAUUAUUUAUUAUAAUCUAUUAUAGCCUGUAUUUAUUAUAACAAUUAUUUAUAAUAACUUUUACAAUAGCGUUUUUCAUAACCUCCUGUUUAAUAGGUUAGAUCCUAUUAAAGCUACUAACAAGUAAAUUCUCCCAAAUUGUCCCUCAGGUUGCGUACAAAGAUGGACAAUUUCGGAAGCGGAGGUACGA